This is a messenger RNA of Diceros bicornis minor, 2785 nucleotides long. It is a transcript of the gene DEUP1, whose product is annotated as deuterosome assembly protein 1. Gene Ontology annotation, cellular component: centriole; deuterosome. The transcript has 13 exons. The record is from RefSeq and is a predicted model, not a curated record. Gene Ontology annotation, biological process: de novo centriole assembly involved in multi-ciliated epithelial cell differentiation; centriole replication. Bases 12 to 1736 code for a protein of 574 amino acids. NCBI's taxonomy places the organism in Eukaryota, Metazoa, Chordata, Mammalia, Perissodactyla, Rhinocerotidae.
AGUUUCUUGACAUGGAGAAACAAGCCCAAAAUACAAUGGGAGCUUCUCCUUGUGAGGCUGAGCUUCAGGAAUUAAUGGAACAAAUUGACAUCAUGGUAAGCAACAAAAAAUUGGAUUGGGAAAGGAAGAUGCGGGCUUUGGAGACACGAUUAGAUCUUCGGGAUCAAGAAUUGGCAAAUGCACAAACUUGUUUGGAUCAGAAAGGUCAAGAGGUGGGGUUACUUAGACAGAAGUUGGACAGUCUGGAAAAAUGUAACUUAGCAAUGACUCAGAAUUACGAAGGACAGCUACAAACCCUAAAAGCUCAAUUUUCCAAACUAACUAAUAGCUUUGAAAAACUGAGAUUACACCAAAUGAAACAAAAUAAGUUUCGACGAAAAGAAUUACCUCACCUCAAAGAAGAAACACCCUUUGAAAUGAGCAAUUUGCACCAGAAAUUAGAGAAACAGGCACAAAGUUACCAAACUCAACUAAAUGGUAAAAAACAGCGCAUAGAAGACGGCAGCUCUGAAAUUCCUCUGUUGAUGUGUGAACCAGAUCCCAGUUGUGAAACCAGUGAAAGAGAUGAGUUCAUUAUUGAAAAAUUAAAAUCAGCUGUGAGUGAAAUAGCACUAAGCAGGAAUAAGUUACAAGAUGAAAAUCAGAAGCUCUUACAAGAACUGAAAAUGUACCAAAGACAGUGCCAGGCCAUGGAAGCAGGACUCUCAGAAGUGAAAAGUGAGUUACAGUCACGUGAUGAUCUCUUGAGAAUUAUAGAAAUGGAACGGUUGCAGUUGCACAGAGAAUUAUUAAAAAUAGGCGAGUGCCAAAAUGCUCAAGAAAAUAAAAAAAGAUUUGAAUCAUCUUACUCACCUUCUAUUAAAGAACCAGAAAGGAAAAGGAAAGAGCUGUUUUCAGUGACCCCAGAUCAACCAAAUCAUGAAAAAGAAUUGAACAAGAUAAGAAGCCAACUCUAUCGGGAAGAAGAGUACCAAAGCUCUGAGCAGGAAAGAAUGAGGAAUGAAAUCUCUGACCUAACAGAGGAGCUUCAUCAGAAGGAGAUCACUAUAGCAACUAUCAUGAAGAAAGCUGCCCUUCUGGAAAGACAGUUAAAAAUGGAGUUAGAAAUAAAAGAAAAAAUGUUAGCAAAACAACAGGUCUCAGAUAUGAGAUAUAAAGCUGUCAGAACUGAAAACACACAUCUCAAAGGAAUGAUGGGAGAUUUAGACCCUGGACGGUACAUGAUGAGUGAGAUUACUGAUAUCAAGAGUAUGGACUUCACUAACAGGGAAAAGUCAAGGCAUACAUCUAUUAAUAAACUGGAAUAUGAGAAUGAAAGGCUCCGAAAUGAUCUUGCAAAACUUCAUGCCAAUGGAAAAUCAGCAUGGGCUAAUCAAAAUGCCUGUGAAGAAAUGGGACGGUACACCUAUCAGAGCCAAAUAAAAGUGGAGAAAAAUGAAGACAGAUUUAGCCGAGAUUGUGAGCCAAAUAGAAGUACAACGCCUCCAUUGCCACCUUUGCCAUUUCACACCAAAGAAAUGACAAGUCCUUUGGUUAGUGAUGAUGAAGUAUUCCCAUUGUCUCCCCCAGACAUGUCCUUCCCAGCUUCUGUGGCUGCACAGCAUUUCCUUCUGGAGGAAGAGAAGCGAGCAAAAGAACUUGAAAAACUUCUAAAUACACAUAUUGAUGAACUGCAAAGACAUACAGAAUUUACUCUUAAUAAAUACACCAAGCUAAAACAAAAUAGACACAUAUGAGCUUUUAAAUUUUUUUAUUUGCUUUCCCCACCCCAGGAAAAAAAACUCUGGCAAAAUAUUUACAAAGCUGAUUAAUGAAACUGAGAAAUUUUCUUCUAUUUUCUUGAGUAAAUCAUUUUGUAAGGCAGCUAGAAAAUAGUAAGUAUUUUCUUCGAUAAAGCUGUUUGUACUUCUGCAUUAACAUGAUAAAUUGUUCGGCUGUAGAGUUACUAUAAAAUAAACAUGACUACUCCAAAAGAGAUUUUUCUUCUAGUCUAAGAAUAUUUUGGAAUUAAAUAUGCAGUUGUUUUCCCACCUGAAUCAUGUAUACUGAAAACCCAGUUCCUCUAUAACAGCACAAAAGGAGGGAAAGGGAAGCACUGUAUUCCAAAUAUAAAUGAAUCAAGUGCAGCUCGGUUGUACUAGGUUUGAAAACUGAAGGAUUUUUAUAAAUGAAAAUAUUAAGUAUUUUGAGCUAUGUAAACAUCCUAAAAUUUCUUUUAGGGAAAAAAAAAAGAUAUAGCUUUACUGUCGCUGCAUUCACCUGUGUAAUGUUUCUGUUUUAACACAAUAAAAGACAUGGAAUGUGCUGUUUACACACUUAAAAUACAUGUGCCAAAGAUUAAUGCUUUCCUGUUAAUGCUAAUUACUUCAUGGAAUGAACAAGAUAAAGAAAAUGUAAAGCAUUAUUGUUGUUACAUUCUCCUUUGUAAUCAUCUCUAUUUUUAAUAGGUUAAAGGGGUACAAAAUUCUAUGGACUUAAAACAUAAAUGCCAAACCUGUACAGAACAGUAAUAGCAUGAUAGUGAACAAUAAAAUUCAAGUUACAAAUAUACAAGCGUGAUAAUCCAUUCUUCUUUCUUUCAAAAUGACGUUUAUAUGCAGAUUAUGAAAAAUCCUAUGUAGUUAUUCAAGGUAAGUUCCACAGCUUUUGUAGUUUUCUUUUUCUCUUUAAAGAAACCAAAUCUCAGCACACUGAAAGAUAACUCAAGAUAGCUUUAGAUAACUAAUGUCAUUGUCGUGUGACAAAUGCAGAGCAUGAUUCACUUUGGGUGACACAACCAUGUGGA